Tripterygium wilfordii is the source of this 1452-nucleotide messenger RNA. Its product is annotated as ATG8-interacting protein 2-like. Bases 148 to 1086 code for a protein of 312 amino acids. The transcript has 3 exons. The record is from RefSeq and is a predicted model, not a curated record. Gene Ontology annotation, cellular component: intracellular membrane-bounded organelle. NCBI's taxonomy places the organism in Eukaryota, Viridiplantae, Streptophyta, Magnoliopsida, Celastrales, Celastraceae.
AUCUUGGCCCCGAUUUUGUUUCUGUGAGUACUCGCUCUGAAUUUAUUUUUUCCUCUUUUUGGGGAGGGAUUAUUCAUUUUGUUGAUUGGUUUCUGAUAUUCGAUUCUUUCGGUGGAUAAUCAUCUGGCAAAAUAGAAGUCUUGUAAGAUGGCUGAUAAUGAGGAUAGUGAGGGAAAUAUCUCACGUGGAAAUGAAUGGGAAGUUGUGUCACUUACAGCAUCAGCAUAUGCCGCUGCGCCUGUUCCAGGAGAAGCUGAAGUGAAAGAUGACGACCAGCGUGCUGUUUAUCAAGAGUCUGAUGCAGAAGCUUCUCGUGCUUUAUUUAUGUCCGGUCACUUUUUGUUUCCUCCUAGCCAGCAUGAGAAUUUGCCAGUGGAGCCUGAGAUUCAGGAUGAACAACUGAAGGAGGACAUGGCCUCUAAAUUGGGUGAGGAAGCAGGGGGCGUCUCUAGCACUAAGGAGGAUGAAAGCUGGAAUUUGAAAGGGCUUAACAUGCCUGAUGAGUAUCCAGGGAUACAGUUUUUUGAUGAGAAGGGAAAAGGUCUCUCUGUUCAUGGUACAGAAUUUGAAGAAGGCCCCGCUUUGCCAAGUCUCAUUAAUAAGGAACAGAGUUUAUACACUUCAGCUACAUUAAGUUCUUUGCACAGUGAAGCGGCACUAGGUGAAUCACCUGCAUAUGGUGAGACACUUGAUGUUCCUGAGGUGACUGAUCCUUCUGAGCAAGGCCCAGAUUUCCCUAUGGACAUCUCACAGUCCCCAAAGCCUGCAAAAGAAGAUAACUAUGAUGGGUCAGAAUUUCCUUGUGACGCUUGGUGGAAGAGAAGGGCGGCUUCCUUGUUUGCUCAUGCAAAAGAGGCAAAUACAUUUUGGUCUGUUUUUAUUGCAGCAGCUGUGAUGGGCCUUGUGAUUAUUGGGCAGCAAUGGCGGCAAGAAAGGUGGCAAGCGUUGCAAGUUAAGUGGCAGCUUGCUAUCACCGAUGAGAGAAUGGGCAGGAUGAUGGGUCCCAUUUCUCGGCUUAAAGAUGUGAUCGUGGGUGACCAUCGUCAUCGAUCUUUCAUCAGGGGCCGCUCUUCAAAUGAUAACUGAGAUGAGAUGAUGACGAAAAAUUGCGGUAGAUCGUUUAGGAUGGUGUAUGCCAGUUUGCUGUGUGGUUCAUAUGGAAAGUAAAUAGCUGUAUGUUUGAAGUUUGACAUUACUAUAAUUACGCUGCUUUGGUUGUUUAUUUGAUCGCCAGCUUGGUGAUAUUGCUCGCGUUAGAUUGGCAAACCUGUAUGACUAUAUCACUGAGGUCACUGAUUAUUCAGGAUUACCGGGAAGAAAAUGGGGAGAGAUAGUCAACGAAUUAGGGCCAUGGAAGGAACAAGAUCAGAGUUUGGCAGGAGACAUGGCCUAGUUCUAUGAACUGCCAAGAACUAAUGUGUAUAAGAAUGCAAACCACAAACUACUUGGUUA